AUGACUAUUAUGAACGAGGGCAAGAAACGAAGCCAUUCCUCCAGUUCAGAUGACCAUUUAGCUAAAAGACAAUACGUUGAGCAUGGAAAUGAAUGUAUAAUGGCUGAUGAAGAUAUAGACACGGCUAUCUUUGAAGAUGGAAUAAAGAACAAUAUGCAGUGGCAAGAUACUAUCUCUAAAGUUGUCAAAGCUGUUGUAUCCAUUCACUUUGCUCAAGUGGCGCCGUUCGAUUGCGAUCCCGCACUUGUGUCUGAGGCAACGGGCUUUGUUGUUGACUCAGAGUUAGGUAUUAUUUUGACAAAUAGACAUGUUGUUGGAGCUGGUCCAUUUGUGGGCUAUGUAGUUUUUGAUAAUCAUGAAGAAUGUGACGUUAUUCCUAUUUACAGAGACCCUGUGCACGAUUUUGGUUUCCUGAAAUUUGAUCCUAAGAAGAUUAAAUACACCAAAAUACAUGCCCUUGAAUUAAAACCAUCUUUGGCCAAAGUUGGUUCAGAAAUCAGAGUUGUUGGUAAUGAUGCUGGUGAGAAGCUAAGUAUUUUAGCUGGUUUCAUUAGCAGAAUUGAUAGAAAUGCACCAGAUUAUGGUGAACUAACUUAUAAUGAUUUCAACACAGAAUAUAUUCAAGCUGCUGCUUCUGCUUCUGGUGGGUCUAGUGGUUCCCCUGUCGUUAAUGUUGAUGGUUAUGCCGUUGCACUACAAGCCGGAGGGUCUACUGAGGCUUCAACUGACUUCUUUCUUCCGCUGGAUAGAAUCCUCCGUGCUCUUAAAUGUAUACAAGCCGAUCAACCUAUCACUAGGGGUACUAUUCAAACUCAAUGGUUAUUGAAACCAUAUGAUGAAUGUAAGAGAUUGGGUCUGACACCUGAACACGAGUCUACGUCUAGGGCUUUAUUCCCUGAUAGAAUUGGAUUAUUAGUGGCAGAAACUAUUUUAAGAGAGGGUCCAUCGGAUGGCAAAAUUAAAGAAGGUGAUAUUUUAAUUGCUAUAAAUGGCCAGAGAAUAUCCACAUUUAUUCAAGUUGAUGAUAUUCUAGACUCAAAUGUUGGUAACAACGUUGAGUUUACUGUUCAAAGAGGCGGUACUGACAUCAAUGUGACUUGUACAAUUGGCGAUUUACAUGCCAUCACACCAUCAAAAUAUGUCGAAGUAUGUGGCGCUACUUUCAAUGAGUUGUCUUAUCAAAUGGCAAGAUUCUAUGCUCUACCAAUCAGAGGUGUAUUUUUGAGUAGUGCCUCAGGAUCAUUUAAUUUUGAUAAUAAAGAAAAGAUAGGCUGGAUUGUAGACUCAGUAAACUAUCAAGACACACCAAAUCUUGACGCAUUUGUUGAAGUUAUGAAAACAAUCCCUGAUAAAUCAAGAGUGACUGUGAGAUAUCACCAUUUGACUGAUCAACACUCUCCUAAUGUUACUUCUAUCUAUAUUGAUCGUCACUGGUGUAGUGAGUUCAGAAUAUAUGAGCGUAAUGAUAAAACUGGUAUUUGGGACUACACUAAUGUUGCUGAUCCUAUUUCUGAAGAACCUUUGAAACCACACACAGCCAAAUUUAUACCAAUACCUUCCACUAAUCCUGAAAUUGCCAAACUUUCCAGCUCCUUAUGUAUGGUUCAUACUGUUGCAGCUAUUCCAAUUGAUUCCCUUUCUGCCGAAACUUUAAAAACCUCAGGUUUAAUUAUUGAUGCCGAACAGGGUUAUGUAAUUGUUUCUAGAAGAGCAGUUCCACAUGAUUGUUUAGAUGUAUUUGUCACUAUUGCGGAUUCUAUCGUCAUACCAGCUACCAUUGAAUUUCUACACCCAAUGCAAAACUAUGCUAUUGUGAAAUACGAUCCAAAUCUAGUAAAGGCACCAGUGGUAACUCCAAAGCUUUCGAAUAGAAGGAUGAAAAGGGGCGAAAGCGCACAAUUUAUUGGUUAUACACAUAAUAAUAGAUUGAUAACCUCUGAAACAUCUGUGACGGAUAUUUCCUCCGUCAGUAUUCCAAGUAACUUAAUACCAAGAUAUAGAGCUACCAACCUAGAAGCUAUUUCUAUUGAUAGUAACAUUAGCCCUAGAUGCAAUUUUGGUAUUAUGACAGAUCAAGAUGGUACAGUCAGAGCUCUAUGGCUAUCCUUCCUCGGCGAAAGACAAGAAAACAAAGAAAAGGUAUAUUUGAUGGGGCUAGAUAUCAUGGAUUGUAAGAAUGUUAUCAAUAUAUUAAAGUCAGGGAAGAAACCUCAAGUUCAUAUAAUUGAUGCUGGUUUUGGGUCUAUCUCUAUAUUGCAUGCCAGAAUUAGAGGUGUUCCUGAGGAAUGGAUCCAAAAAAUGGAAGCCGAGUCUAAUAAUAGACUCCAGUUCAUUACCGUCUCCAGAGUUUCAUACACCGAAGAAACAGUUAAAUUACAGACAGGUGAUGUUAUAUUAUCUGUUAAUGAUAAACUUGUUACUGAAAUGGAUCAGUUAUCAGGUAUCGUUCAUGCUUCUGAUGAAAAUAUCGACUCCCAUGUCUUACAUUUCAAGGUUGUCAGAGAUGGUAAAAUAGUCGAUUUAGACAUGAAAACAGUUCAAGUAGAUGAGACUGACCAGAUUGUUAUCUUUGCUGGUUGUAUACUUCAAAAGCCUCAUCAUGCGGUAAGACAAGCUAUGUCUGACAUUCCAAAGGGGGUGUAUUGUACAUUUAGGGGAGAAUCUUCACCAGCCAUUCAGUAUGGUAUAUCAGCCACUAAUUUCAUUACUCAUGUUAAUGAAAUCCCAACUCCUGACCUUGAUAAAUUUUUAGAGGUAGUACGCCAAAUACCCGAUAACACAUACUGUAAGAUCCGGAUGAUGACCUUUGAUAAUGUGCCUUUUGCUAUUUCACUAAAAACAAAUUACCAUUACUUCCCAACCGCUGAAUUGAAGAAGAAUAAGGACACAGGAAAAUGGAUUGAGAAAGAAUAUAAUAACUCCCAAGAGAUCCCCAAAUAA
Nakaseomyces glabratus is the source of this 2940-nucleotide messenger RNA. RefSeq names its product Nma111p (gene NMA111). Lineage: Eukaryota; Fungi; Ascomycota; Saccharomycetes; Saccharomycetales; Saccharomycetaceae. Gene Ontology annotation, biological process: proteolysis. Gene Ontology annotation, molecular function: protein binding; serine-type endopeptidase activity. The record is from RefSeq and is a predicted model, not a curated record.